AGCACAAUGAACCCGGGCAUGGGGGUCGACCAUCAAGAGGUCCAGCCUAUCGUCCCGGUGAGCGCCAUGCUCUCCGAUCAGACAGACAUGACCCCAAAUCACAGUCAUCCAAGAGUACCCGAUGGUGCGACUGAUAACGACGACUUCCAAGAGCUGAAGCCCACGCUUGAUCCCUGGGUGGUCAGCGAAGCUCAACGAGCUGCGAUCACCCAAUCACUGGCUCCGUUUCAGACCUCACUUGGCGACUUCAAGCUCCCAUCCAGAUCCGCUCUCGGGCGGUAUGUUAAGGGCUACGUGGACGGUUAUAGCAAUCAUCAUCCCCUCGUUCACAUACCCACGCUCAGCAUCGCCUCCCCGGAAAGAAGCCCAGAGUUUGUCCUAGCGCUUCUGGCAAUGGGCGCGCAUUAUCGAUACGAAGCAAAAAUCGCUCGCCAUUUGUACCACGCAGCUAGGUCAGUUAUUGUCGACCGUCAAACCCGCGGCGGGCCGCUCUCGAGCCCGGCAAAGGCCGGUGUACCCGGGCGUGGUACAAUGGACCGACUGCGCGCACUCGUCCUGGUGGCGACGUUCGCAUUGUCCCAAAAGGACGGUGAUUUCAUCCGUGAGUCUCUGGGGUGUCAAGGAUGGAUUGCCUCGCUUCUUCGUAGCGUUCCUAUGCCACAACACAAGCACGCCAAGGCCGGGGACAACUGGCGGCAGUGGGCCUCGAUCGAGGAAGACAUACGCACCAUUUUCAGCGCAUACUGUCUGUUGAUGAAACAAACAAUACUAUACGACACGCCUCCAAUGGUGUUGAGCCACGAGCUCGAUCUCCCUCUGCCAUCCUCGUGCCGUGAAUGGAUAGCCGCGACGCCAUCGGCAUGGCUCGCUGCUCGGACCACAGUGCCACCCGCGAUCUCUUUCAGGGAAUGCCUCCGCUCACAGCUGGCCACCACCCAGCCCCAAGUUCCAGCCCCAUCACUUUCUCCGAUGGGAAACUAUGUUCUCAUUCAUGCGCUCCUCCAAAGAAUCUAUCUGGCAAACUCCCUCUCCCAGGACGUAGACCGCCCCUCCCUCUGCGCCGCGGAAACCGACAGCCUCGAGCGGGCCCUCAACAACUGGCGGAUCACCUGGAAGGCGUCCCCCGACACCGUCCACGAUCUGCAUGACACCUACGGUUCCAUGGCCUUCGCCUCCACCGCGUUGCUGGGCAUGGCUCACGUCCGGCUGCAGUGCAACCUGGGUCCCUGGCGCCAGCUGCAGAGUUGCGACCCGCAGACGGUCGCAGCCAAGCUCCACGAAUGUCCGCUGCCAGAGCGAAGCCCACAUCUGCCUCACGCCUUGCUCCACUCCAUCCACGCGCUCCGCAUCUCUGUCCACAUGGGCGUCGCGUACUUUUCAACGCGCCAGUCCUUCUCGUGGAGCUUGUAUCAUGUCUUCUGUGGACUGGAAUUUGCGGUUUUCACCAGUAAAUGGCUGCAGGUGGUGGCGCAGAACUGCGCCAGCGUGCCUCUCACCGACUAUGAACGACAGAUCAUCCAAUGGAUCAUCCGCGUGGUGCGGGACGGUCUCGAGUCCCACGAUGAGACAGCCGGCGACGAAUACGAGAUCGCAGACGACGAGCUCCGCCGCCCACAGGAAACAAUCCGCUUUCUGAAAUUCGCGGUGCCGAAGUUGUGGGCGCAGAUGUUCAUCGCCUGUAAUAGCCCCUGGCCCAUUGCUCGGAUGAUUGGGGAGAGCUUGGAGCAUUACGCCCACCUCGUGAGAGAUGAGGUCUGAUUGAAACGGGCACUUUAUUUGUGGACGCCGGUAAAGAUAUUUGGGUGCUCAUCGAUAUUGGAUAGGUCUUGCUUGAUAAGGCUCCUAACUCGGCUUCGCAUGAGCAUUACCUGGCCCGUUGGUUCAAGCAGGCUAGAGCGAUCACUUUGGGGUCAAAUGAUUGAUUCCCUUGCACGUC
Molecule: messenger RNA, 1936 nt
Organism: Aspergillus aculeatinus CBS 121060
Lineage: Eukaryota; Fungi; Ascomycota; Eurotiomycetes; Eurotiales; Aspergillaceae
Exons: 3
Coding region: 7-1758 (583 amino acids)
Biological process (GO): regulation of transcription by RNA polymerase II; DNA-templated transcription
Cellular component (GO): chromatin
Molecular function (GO): zinc ion binding; RNA polymerase II cis-regulatory region sequence-specific DNA binding; DNA-binding transcription factor activity, RNA polymerase II-specific
Source: RefSeq, a predicted model, not a curated record